Molecule: messenger RNA, 5205 nt
Organism: Pteropus alecto (black flying fox)
Lineage: Eukaryota; Metazoa; Chordata; Mammalia; Chiroptera; Pteropodidae
Gene: FLT4
Product: fms related tyrosine kinase 4
Exons: 30
Coding region: 40-4131 (1363 amino acids)
Biological process (GO): positive regulation of kinase activity; multicellular organism development; protein phosphorylation
Cellular component (GO): signaling receptor complex
Molecular function (GO): ATP binding; transmembrane receptor protein tyrosine kinase activity
Source: RefSeq, a predicted model, not a curated record
GCCACGGCGCUAGUGGGACCCGCGCGGCAGCGGCCGGAGAUGCAGCGGGGUGCCGCGCUGUGCCUGCGUCUGUGGCUCUGCCUCGGACUCCUCGACAGCGAGCGCGGCCCGGUGAGUGGCUACUCCAUGACCCCCCCGACCCUGGACAUUACAGAGGAGACACACGUCAUUGACUCCAGUGACAGCCUGUCCAUCUCCUGCAGGGGACAGCACCCCCUCGAGUGGACCUGGCCAGGGGCUCAGGAGGUGCCAGCCACGGGGGGAAAAGACAGCGAGGACACGGGGAUCGUGCAAGACUGCGAGGGCACGGACGCCAGGCCCUACUGCAAGGUGCUGCUGCUGCGCGAGGCCCAUGCCAAUGACACGGGCAGCUACCAAUGCUACUACAAGUAUAUCAAGGCCCGCAUCGAAGGCACCACUGCGGCCAGUGCCUACGUGUUCGUGAGAGACUUGGAGCAGCCGUUCAUCAAUAAGCCAGACACGCUCCUGGUCAACAGGAAGGACUCCAUGUGGGUGCCCUGCCUGGUGUCCAUUCCUGGCCUCAACGUCACGCUGCGCUCGCAAAGCUCGGUGCUGAGGCCUGAUGGGCAGGAGGUGGUGUGGGACGACCGCCGGGGCAUGCGGGUGCCCACCCUGCUGCUGCGUGAUGCCCUGUACCUGCAGUGCGAGACCACCUGGGGCGGCCAGACCUUCCUAUCCAACCCUUUCCUUGUGCAUAUCACAGGCAACGAGCUCUAUGACAUCCAGCUAUUCCCCAAGAAGUCACUGGAGCUGCUGGUUGGGGAGAAGCUGGUCCUGAACUGCACCGUGUGGGCUGAGUUCAACUCCGGUGUCACUUUCGACUGGGACUACCCAGGGAAGCAGGCUGAGCGGGGAACAUGGGUGCCAGAGCGGCGUUCCCAGCAGACUCACACAGAGCUCUCCAGCAUCCUGACCAUCCACAAUGUCAGCCAGCAUGACCUGGGCCCAUAUGUGUGCGAGGCCAACAACGGCAUCCAGCGGUUCCGGGAGAGCACCGAGGUCAUUGUGCAUGAAAAACCCUUCAUCAGCGUCGAGUGGCUCAAAGAUCCCGUCCUAGAGGCCACAGCAGGAGAUGAGCUGGUGAAGCUGCCCGUGAAGCUGGCAGCAUACCCUCCACCGGAGUUCCAAUGGUACAAGGACAGAAAGGCCGUGUCGGGGCGCCACAGUCCACAUGCCCUGGUGCUCAAGGAUGUGACAGAGGCCAGUGCAGGCAUCUACACCCUUUCUCUGUGGAACUCCGCAGCUGGCCUGAGGCGCAACAUCAGCCUGGAGCUGGUUGUGAAUGUGCCUCCCCACAUCCAUGAGAAGGAGGCCUCCUCCCCCAGCACCUAUUCCCGCCAUAGCCGCCAGGCCCUCACCUGUACUGCCUACGGGGUGCCCCCUCCUCUCAGUGUCCAGUGGCAUUGGCGGCCAUGGACACCCUGCAAGACCUUCACCCAGCGCAGCCCCAGCCGGCGGCAACAGCGAGACCGCAUGCCGCAGUGCCAGGACUGGAGGGAGGUGACCGUGCAGGAUGCCGUGAACCCCAUUGAGAGCCUGGACACCUGGACCGAGUUUGUGGAGGGGAAGAAUAAGACGGUGAGCAAGCUGGUGAUCCAGGAUGCCAAUGUGUCUGCCAUGUACAAGUGUGUGGUCUUCAACAAGGUGGGCCAGGACGAGCGGCUCAUCUACUUCUACGUGACCACCAUCCCUGAUGGCUUCAGUAUUGAAUCGGAACCAUCGGAGGAGCCACUAGAAGGCCAGGCCGUGCGCCUCAGCUGCCGGGCGGACAACUACACUUAUGAGAAUCUGCGUUGGUACCGCCUCAACCUGUCCACGCUGCACGAUGCACAUGGGAACCCGCUGCUGCUGGACUGCAAAAAUGUGCACCUGUUUGCCACGCCGCUGGCCGCCAGCCUGGAGGAGGCGGAGCCUGGGGUGCGCCACACCACGCUCAGCCUGACCAUCCCCCACGUGGUGCCAGAGCACGAAGGCGACUAUGUGUGCGAGGUGCAGGACCGUCGCAGCCACGACAAGCACUGCCACAAGAAGUACCUGUCAGUGCAGGCCCUUGAAGCCCCUCGACUUACGCAGAACUUGACUGACCUCCUGGUGAACGUGAGCGACUCCCUGGAGAUGCGGUGCCCCGUGGCCGGAGCGCACGUGCCCAGCAUUGUGUGGUACAAAGACGAGAGGCUGCUGGAGAAAGAGUCAGGAAUCGACCUGGCUGACUCAAACCAAAGGCUGAGCAUCCAGCGCGUGCGUGAGGAGGACGCAGGUCACUAUCUCUGCAGCGUGUGCAACGCCAAGGGCUGCGUCAACUCCUCUGCCAGCGUGGCCGUGGAAGGCUCUGAGGAUAAAGGCAGCAUGGAGAUCGUGAUCCUCGUGGGCACCGGGGUCAUCGCUGUCUUCUUCUGGGUCCUCCUCCUUCUCAUCUUCUGUAACAUGAGGAAGCCAGCCCAUGCAGACAUCAAGACCGGCUACCUGUCCAUCAUCAUGGACCCGGGGGAGGUGCCUCUGGAGGAGCAGUGUGAAUACCUGUCCUAUGAUGCCAGCCAGUGGGAGUUCCCCCGGGAACGGCUGCACCUCGGGAAAGUCCUGGGCCACGGGGCCUUCGGGAAAGUGGUGGAAGCCUCAGCUUUUGGAAUCAACAAGGGCAGCAGCUGUGACACUGUGGCUGUGAAAAUGCUGAAAGAGGGUGCCACAGCUAGCGAGCACCGUGCCCUGAUGUCAGAGCUCAAGAUCCUAAUCCACAUCGGUAACCACCUCAACGUGGUCAACCUCCUGGGGGCGUGCACGAAGCCUAAUGGCCCCCUCAUGGUGAUCGUGGAGUUCUGCAAGUACGGCAACCUCUCCAACUUCUUGCGCGCCAAGCGGGAGGCUUUCAGCCCUUACGCGGAGAAAUCCCCCCAGCAGCGGCGGCGCUUCCGCGCCAUGGUGGAGGGCGCCAAGGCUGACCGGAGGAGGCCGGGGAGCAGCGACAGGGCCCUGUUCACACGGCUCCUGAUGGGCAAGGGCGGGGUGGGGCGGGCCCCUCCGGUCCAAGAAGCUGAGGACCUGUGGCUGAGCCCACUGACCAUGGAAGAUCUUGUCUGCUACAGCUUCCAGGUGGCCCGAGGGAUGGAGUUCCUGGCCUCCCGCAAGUGCAUCCACAGAGACCUGGCUGCUCGGAACAUCUUGCUGUCGGAAAGCGAUGUGGUGAAAAUCUGUGACUUUGGCCUGGCCCGGGACAUCUACAAGGACCCUGACUACGUGCGCAAGGGCAGCGCCCGGCUUCCCCUGAAGUGGAUGGCGCCUGAGAGCAUCUUUGACAAGGUGUAUACUACACAGAGCGAUGUGUGGUCCUUUGGGGUGCUGCUCUGGGAGAUAUUCUCUCUGGGGGCCUCCCCAUACCCUGGGGUGCAGAUCAAUGAGGAGUUUUGCCAGCGGUUGAAAGAGGGCACGCGGAUGAGGGCCCCGGAGCUGGCCACUCCUGCCAUACGCCACCUCAUGCUGAGCUGCUGGUCUGGAGACCCCAGGGAGAGGCCCGCGUUCUCGGAGUUGGUGGACAUUCUGGGGGACCUGCUCCAGGGCUGGGGCCGGCAGGAGGAGGAGGAGGACUGCAUGGUGCCCUGCAGCUCAAGCUCAGAGGAGGGCAGCUUCCUGCAGGCGUCCACCACAGCCCUGCAUGUCGCUGAGGCUGAUGCCACCGAGGAAGGCAGCCCGCCAAACCAGCACAGCCUGGCUGCCAGAUAUUACAACUGUGUGUCCUUUCCCGGAUGCCUGGCUAGAGGGACCCAGGGUCCCUCCAGGAUGAAAACGUUCGAAGAAUUUCCCAUGACCCCAACGAACUACAAGGCUUCGGUGGAUAACCAGACAGACAGUGGGAUGGUGCUGGCCUCCGAGGAGUUUGAGCGGUUGGAGAGCAGGCACAAACAAGAAGGCGGGCUCAGCUGUAAAGGACCUGGCUGGAAUGUGGACGUGACCAGGGUGCACCCUGACCCCCAGGGGCGGCGGCGGCGGCCAGACUGGGCAGCCCGGGGAGGCCAGGUGUUCUACAACAGCGAGUACGGGGAGCUGGUAGGGCCGCGCAAGGAGAGCGACUUCGCCCCAUCAGCCCGAGCGCCCUUCUUCGCAGACAACAGCUGCUAAGGAGGCCCCAGCAAAGCCCGCCAGGCUCUGGCCUCCCAUAGUUGAGGGUGUGCCUAGUGGGGGAGCAGAGGGCUGGGGCCCAGGCUGGGAGCUCAUCUACUUUGAUUCAGCCUGGAGGUGUUUCCUUCUCCCUGUCUACAUUCUUCCUAGCUAUGGAGAGCAAAACCCAGGCUCCAGGGCCCCCCAUACACCAUCACCACGACUGCCCAGGGCUGGCCCAUGGACCCCCACAGCCCUUCUCCCCUUCAGAUCAGAUUCCACGUAGCUUAGGGUCUACAGGGCCCAGUCCAGGGCCAGGAGCUCCCAUGGGAAUGUCCCUUCGAUCGCUUCUUCUCACCCUGGUGGGCGGUGGCGUGAUCCCCGUUUUCUGAUAAGGAAUUUGAGAGUCUGACUGUCACAGUGAUCUUGGUGGAGCCAAACGUGAGCUGCGGCCUCCCAAGCCCCUCCCUAAAUGCUGUCCCUCCACGCAGCCCUCCCCUCCCUGGGGAAGGCCUUUUUUCACUUGCCUCCCCAGGGCCAAAGAGGGGUGUACCAUAUUCCUAUCUCAAAGCACAAAUAAGGAACUGGAAGGGGGUCCUCCCCUGAGCCCAGCCAAGCAGCUAACCACCGGGGGCCAUGGGCUCUGCCACACUACCAGUUACAAUGCGCCUUCCCCUGAGUGUGAGAAGAACGAGUCUACAGAUUGUUUUUCAUGAGAACUUCAGAGACUCUUUGAGCUGCUGUGACUUUUCAUAACUUCAAUCUGAAGGGAGCCCAGGGAAGGCCUUUCUGAAUCUAGACGAUUCCUUGUCCUGACCCGCAGCUGGUGCCAUCAUAGCAGAUGCAGCUGUGGCCAUGUCUGGAGAAGGUCCCAGCCCCUCCUGCCUGGCCCAGAAUCAGACGAAGCAGCUGACAGUCUGGAAGAGCCCCAUUUGAGAAACACCCGGUUCUUCCCUCCAGGGCCUGGGUCUGCACCUGAGGCACCUCCCAUGCUGUGAAUGAGAGAUGAACACCAUGGAUUCUACCCAGGAAGCCUGCAGGGAGGGCCCAGAGGGCCUCCCAGCAUUGCUUCAUGCCAGUAGGCAAUCAGCAGAC